Messenger RNA from Thamnophis elegans (Western terrestrial garter snake), 3296 nucleotides. It is a transcript of the gene CCNI, whose product is annotated as cyclin I. Gene Ontology annotation, biological process: mitotic cell cycle phase transition; regulation of cyclin-dependent protein serine/threonine kinase activity. The record is from RefSeq and is a predicted model, not a curated record. Gene Ontology annotation, molecular function: cyclin-dependent protein serine/threonine kinase regulator activity. Gene Ontology annotation, cellular component: nucleus; cytoplasm; cyclin-dependent protein kinase holoenzyme complex. Bases 647 to 1795 code for a protein of 382 amino acids. The transcript is spliced from 7 exons. Lineage: Eukaryota; Metazoa; Chordata; Lepidosauria; Squamata; Natricidae.
UCUCCCCCCCUCCCCCCGGGAAGCGGCUUGCUCUGCGCUCCGCUUCUCUCUGCCUCUCUCUCUCUCUCUCUCUCUUUUUUUUUUUGCUUUCCACCCCCUUUUUUCCCCUCCCCUCUUUUUUUCACUCUACCCCCCCCCCCUUUUUCUUUCUUUCUUCUGUUUGCACCCACUUUGCUGGCGGCUCCCAGGCAGCAGCAGCAGCAGCAGCAGCAGCGGCGGCGGUGGGAGCUGCCAUUGCAAUCCCGGAGGAAGCGCCGCUGCUUUGCAAACUCGGCCUUUGGGGGGGGGGGACCCUCUCCCCAAUUCGUCUUUCCAACUCCCCCCCCCAAAAUAAACCGCGAUCCUCCGCAACCCCCUCCCCCAACGACAACUAAGCGCCCCCCCCCACUCCACACCCACCAUGGAGAAAUGAACCCCGCCGCCGCUUCCUCCUCCGCCUCUCUUUCUCCCCGGGUCUCCUAAGAUGGAGCAAGCAGGGAAGUAACAAAGAAACAAGCCAGCUUGGGCCUUGGUGGGAACCAACAUCCCAUCAUGCUAGUUUAAUGGACCGAAUGCGGGCCGGUUGCAACGGAGAUUUUUUUUUACCGCUUUGCAGGAAAGAAGGUAGCUGUAUCCAUUCGGGUGGCAGGCAGACCCAAGGGGUACCAUGAAGUUUCCAGGGCCCCUGGAGACCCAGAGGUUGUCCGUCCUCCUAGAGAUGGCAAUCUCUAGGGAAGCUCAGAUGUGGAAAGUCUACAUGCCCAGAAUUCAGCCCAAUCAGGAUGCAGGCAUUUCUCCAACCCAGCGGGACGAAGUGAUCCAGUGGCUGGCCAAACUCAGGUGCCAGUUCCACCUUUAUCCGGAAACACUGUCUCUGGCCGUCAGCCUCUUGGACAGGUUUUUAGCUGCUGUGAAGGCUCGGCCAAAGUACCUGAACUGCAUUGCCAUCAGUUGCUUCUUCCUCGCCAGCAAGACCAUUGAAGAAGAUGAGAAGAUUCCAGUCCUGAAGAUCUUGGCCAGAGAGAGUUUUUGUGGCUGCUCUCCAGCAGAGAUCCGCAGAAUGGAGAAGAUUAUUCUGGAUAAGUUGAACUGGGAUCUUCACAUGGCCACUCCGUUGGAUUUCCUCCACAUUUUCCAUGCAGUCGCCUUGUCCACCAGGCCUCAACUGCUGACCAGCCUGCCCAAGGUGAAUCCAUCCCAGCACGUCGCUUUGCUGACCAAGCACUUACUGCAUUGCCUAGCCUGCUACCAGCUCCUUCAGUUCAAGGGCUCCAUGUUGGCCCUGGCCAUCGUGAGCCUGGAAGUGGAGAAGCUGAUCCCUGAUUGGCUGGCGCUCAUCAUUGAGCUGCUCCACAAGGCACAGAUGGACAGCUCCCAGCUGAUCCACUGCCGGGAGUUGGUAUCCAAGCACCUUUCCACCCUGCAGCCUCCUCUGCUCCCCAACUCGGUCUACGUCUACAGUCCCCUCAAGCACAACCUGGUGACUUGCCCCGCGGGGGCCUUCCGAUUCCACGCCCCCGCGGUCCCGGUCCCCGAUUUGCAGGACAACGGUGGCAGCAGCAGCAGCCAGCUGGGAGCGCCCGCCAAAGGAUCCGCUUUGCUCUGCCGCCGCCGCCGGCUCCCUCCCGGCAGGUGCAAGCCCGCGACGGCCAAGCGCAAAGUGGAAGAGAUGGAGGUGGACGACUUCUACGAUGGGAUCAAGCGGCUGUACAACGAGGAGAGUCCGCCGGAUGGCGGGGAAGGCAAGGUCGACAUUGCGUGGCAAGGAGGCAGUAUUUCUCCCUGCCCUCCACUGCAGCCUGUUUCUGUGAUGUAGUGUCCCUCAAACUCCAGCAACCUGGAAGAUGUGUGGACUUCAACUCCCAGAAUUCCCCAGCCAGCUAUGCUGGCUGGGGAAUUCUGGGAGUUGAAGUCCACACAUCUUCAAGUUGGUUAGAUUGAGAAACACUAUACGGAAAGGCUGUUUGUGCAGAUACAACAUCAGGCAGCCCAUUGGCCUUCUGGGCUAAUGGAGGGAAAGGCCGUACCUUAACAGGGUUAAGCAGAAGGGAGCUAACUAUCCUUUUAUUUUUCUUUUUUAAACAACCAACAAUAUAUAUAUAUAUAUCUUCCCCCUUUUCCCUUGGUUUCCCUUUGGCGGCGAAUGAUAGUUUUUAACUCUGUUCUCAAAGUUCAACUCUUGAUUUUAAGUCCCUUUAAAAAAAAAAAAAGACCCCAAAAACCAACCAAAAAAAAAAAAUAGUAGCAAAAACCACCCCAGUUUCCGUAGUGUUGUUCGUUUUUCACCGUUUCGACCGACUGUUGUGUAUUGUAAUCUCUCAUUUGUUUUGAAAAGAAUCGACACGGAAGCGUGCCGAAUGUUUUUCAGACUUCUGGCUGUGUUUCUUCCCCUUUUCCUCCUCCGCCCAAAUCUCCUUCCUUUUUUUUCCUAAAGGACUCCCUAACUCCCCUAACUUCUUUUAAAAACGAUUUUCCAAAUUGUACGACUUCCUAGAUAUGGUGGUUUGUGUGUGUGUGUGUGUCUUUUUUUAUUUUUUGCACUUUUAUUUUGGAGACGAUUCCCUUGAUUCAUCUUCCACGAACAGAAGAGAUAGAAAAUGCCUUCUCUUUAGAACAAUUUCUCUUCUGUCCUUCUACCACUUAUGGUCUUUUCGACUGUGGUAGUAGCUCCAACGAAAAACUUGCUUUUAAAAUUAAGAUUUUAAUUUCGAGGGGAAAAAAAAGAAUCUUUGUGUAUAACCUGUCCUUGUUCGUAGGAAGUAAAAAUGGACACUCAAGAACGGUGUUAUGUUUAGUUUGGAAAGUUGCACAACAAUUGCGAUUUUAAUUUUAUAGACCGACCUCUAGGGCUGCUGCUGUGCAUUGGGACUGACCAAUACGAAACGUAACACCUUCUUUUGUGUUUUUAUAUACAGAAAAAGUUUUGUGCAUCAAAUGCAACAAUAGAACAAAACGAAACCAGUGGUGGGCAUUGAAAGCACCUGUGUCCUUUAGGCCAUUUUUGUAGCUUUGUGUAUAAAUGAUCUUAGAUUUCCCACUUUCCUUACGUUUUCCCCCCUGACCGUUUUAUGUUUGUGUAAAUCUACAACUUUUAAGACGGGGACAAAAAAGUUUUGUGGGGGGGGGGAAAAAAAGACUUUUAAAGAUCUUCUGUUUCGAUCCUAAAUGCACUGCUGCUUGGAAUAGCCCUCUUGAAAAGGAUCUCCUUGAUUUUAAAGCUCUCUUCACAGUCCCCACCCCGUGGAAGGUACUGUUGUUUGCCCGUCUCAUGGAGAAAGGCUUCAGGGUAGCAAUAAAAACAAAUACGUUGUCCUUCA